AUGCGGGACAAUUCGCCAUUCCAUUUCAAAGCUAGUUCAUUUAUGGGCCAAGCUAACUGCAUCCGCCGGAUCUGUCUCGACUUGAGCGCCGUCAUCUCUGAGCUCAGUCCAACUAAACACUCUUUUGCCUCGCUCCUUGCUCGGAUCUCAAGUGUGACACCUCCCGUGCCAAAUCCAUCCAUAUCCUAUUGGCAAGAAGAUCCGCCAUUUCCCAACUUAGUUGACAUCCAGUCUCCCGGUUUGCCGACUACGGCCGAUAUCGUCGUUAUUGGCUCCGGUAUCUCCGGCGCAAGUUUGGCAUAUACGAUCCUCACCCAGUUUGACAAACGUGGGAUUUCCCCGGAAAUUGUCCUUUUAGAAGCGCGAGAUCUGUGCAGUGGCGCCACUGGAAGAAAUGGGGGCCAUAUCAAGUGCUCGCCGUAUGUAGAAUAUGCAGGGCUCAAAGCGAGAUUUGGAGUGGAACAUGCGAAGAAAUUACUUGGUUUUCAGCGUCGAAAUUUGGCCGCUAUCCUUGAUCUCGUGCAACAGAACGAAGCAUUGAAAGCUAGCGAAGCUCGAGAAGUUCAGACAGUGGAUGUUUUUACCGACGAAGGGAUGUGGGUUAAAGCGAAGAAAAUGGUGCAGGAGCUGAGACAGGAUGCCCCUGACAUGGCUGAAGACAUUGUGGUUCAUGAUGGCACGGAAGCGUGUGAAACACCCCGUGGACAGAUACCUGCGGCCUAUGUCGUACAUGCCACAGACGCAUUUGCAGCGAACCUGCUCCCUGGAUUGAAGGGGAAAAUAUUUCCCGUGCGGGGACACAUAACGGCUCAAAAUCCAGGAACUCUAUUUCCCAAGCUUGGCGGUGCUAGGUCGUGGAGCUUCAUCCACAGGCGCGGUUUCGACUAUGUCAGUCAACGUCCAGGAAGAGGUGAACUUAUAGCAGGCGGUGGCCUGGUUCAAUCACCAGAACAGGGAAUGGAUGAGUUCGGUAUUUGGCGAGAUGACCGAACCUGCUUCGCUAUCCGCGCCUAUCUGGACGGUCUCUUGCCCACGAUGUUCGGGACGCACAACUGGGGGGCUGAUACCGGUGCCAGGGUGAAAAGGGCUUGGACUGGCUGUAUGGGAUUCACGCCGGACCUGCUGCCUUAUGUUGGUAUUCCGGACCAGAAAAUCACCCAGCGAAAAGUCCCAACUGCGCGCUCGAGCAAAGAUGCAAAACACCCGGCGGAAUGA
Aspergillus fischeri NRRL 181 is the source of this 1215-nucleotide messenger RNA. Its product is annotated as NAD(P)/FAD-dependent oxidoreductase. The record is from RefSeq and is a predicted model, not a curated record. Bases 1 to 1215 code for a protein of 404 amino acids. Gene Ontology annotation, cellular component: cytoplasm. NCBI's taxonomy places the organism in Eukaryota, Fungi, Ascomycota, Eurotiomycetes, Eurotiales, Aspergillaceae. The transcript has 3 exons. Gene Ontology annotation, molecular function: oxidoreductase activity.